UGUUAAAUGUCAACGAAAUUGGUUAAUUUCCAAAAACAUAAUUACAAAUAUAACGAUUUUAUUCGUUUUCAAUGAAAAUAUAGUGCAUAUACAAUAUCCUAACAAUUCUAUCCUAAAUAUUUUAUCCGGGAUGCCUUGACGAAAGAAAUUUUAUUUCUGAGCUUGUUGCAUUUAUUUUAUAAACAAAUUAUCUUCCAUUUGACAAAGUUUGUCUAAACAAAAGUGUUAGGAAGAGUUUAAUAAUGUCAGCCACUGAAACUACGGUUAUUUUUGCAAAACUAGAAGCGUUGAAAGACAUUAAGUCAAAAACACUUCAAUUGGAAAAAAUGAAGCAAAGAAUUUUGCAAGAAGUAGAACAGACUGAACAAGAAGAAAAAUGUUUACUGGAAUAUAAACAGGAAAUGGAUCUUCUUAUGCAAGAAAAAAUGGCACAUGUUGAAGAAUUACGACAAAUACAUGCAGAUAUAAAUGCGAUGGAAGCUGUUAUUAAACAAGCAGAAGAAGCUAGAAAUAAAGCAAGAGAGACUGCAAAAUUAAUUCACAAUAAUGAUUAUCAACCUUUAAAACAUGAUAUUGAUCGUAUGCGUAGAGAAUUUUUAGGAUUGGAAAGAUUACCAGAAUUAUAUGAAACAGAAUCUGAUCUCAUUUCACCAGAUUAUUUUGACCGUCCAAUGCAAAAAGCAGAAUGGAGAGUAGAAGUAAGAGGAGAAGAUUUAUUACCUCCUCUUACUUUACAUCAUCCUGGUCAUCCAGGUGGUUCAACACCUUUUCUUGCUCCUCAACCUCUUCAAGGUCCAAGUAAGCCAGAACCAAGACCAUUACCACCAGCCCCAGGCCCACCUGCUCCAACAUUCAGGUACCACUGGCAACAACCACCUCCUAUGAAAUCAUGCUUAUCAUGUCACCAACAAAUACAUAGAAAUGCACCAAUCUGUCCUCUUUGUAAAGCUAAAUCUCGAUCACGUAAUCCCAAGAAACCAAAGAAAAAAGAUUAAUUAUAAGUGUUAUUUAUAUAAAAUCAACCAUUUCAGUCAUAUAAUUCUAAGAAUACAUGUUAAUGUUUUUUAUAACUUAAAAUAAUUCAACUCCUAUAAAAACAUGCAUUUAUAUAAAAUGUAUGUAUUUAUAGUAAUGUUUUUAACUUUUUGUAAAAAUUAUUUUUCAUUUUUACAAUAUCUAUAUUAACAAUUGUAAGACAUUAAAUUGUCAUAGUAAUUGACAAUUAAAUAAUUUUUACUUUCAUUAAGAUAUACAAAUAAAUUUAAAUAUGUUUUAUGAUUUUAAUUAAUUUUCAUAAAUCUGAAAUUGCAAUCCUAAU
Apis laboriosa (Himalayan honeybee) is the source of this 1318-nucleotide messenger RNA. RefSeq names its product zinc finger C4H2 domain-containing protein. Gene Ontology annotation, biological process: positive regulation of neuron differentiation. The record is from RefSeq and is a predicted model, not a curated record. Gene Ontology annotation, cellular component: nucleus. The coding region runs from base 243 to 995 and encodes 250 amino acids. The transcript has 5 exons. Lineage: Eukaryota; Metazoa; Arthropoda; Insecta; Hymenoptera; Apidae.